Triticum turgidum subsp. durum (durum wheat) is the source of this 972-nucleotide messenger RNA. The record is from the annotation of a GenBank genome assembly. Lineage: Eukaryota; Viridiplantae; Streptophyta; Magnoliopsida; Poales; Poaceae.
AUGGCCGCCAUAGGCGCCUUCUUCUCGGGACAGGUCAACCGCGUCAAGGACGUGGCCAACCAGCAGCAGGCGCUGACCAGGCGCCAAUCCGCCUCGGGCCAGGACUUCCCGGGGUCGGGGCACCGCCCGGCCGACCGCAAGACGUGGAUGGCGGAGCUGGGGCCGGAGCGGCUGCGCGUGCACCAGGUGGUGUGGCCAGGCACCCACAACUCCGCCACCGCCGAGAUCGGCGUCCCCUUCGUCACCCGCCCCUUCGCGCAGUGCCAGUCGCUCUCCGUCUACCACCAGCUCGCCACGGGCUGCCGCCUCCUCGACGUCCGCGUGCAGAAGGACCGCCGCGUCUGCCACGGCCCGCUCGUCGCGAGCUACACCGUCGAUGUCGUCAUCGACGACGUGCGGCGCUUCCUGUCCGAGACCGCCUCAGAGGUGCUCGUCCUCGAGGUGCGCACCGAGUUCGGCCACGAGGACCCGCCGGAGUUCGCCAAGUACCUCGUGGAGCGGCUGGGCGAGCACCUGAUCCCGCAGGACGAGGCAGUGUUCCGCAAGACCAUAGCCGAGCUGCUGCCGCGGCGGGUGAUCUGCGUGUGGAAGCCGCGCAACUCGCCGGCGCCGGCGCGCGGCGGGCCGCUGUGGAGCGGCGGGUACCUGAGGGACAACUGGAUCAACACGGACCUGCCGGAGAAGAAGUUCGACGGCAACCUCGCGUCCCUCGCGCAGCAGCCCGACCCGGCGGCCGCACGGAGGUUCCUCUACCGGGUGGAGAACACGCUGACGCCGCAGACCGACAACCCGGUGCUGCUCGUCGAGCCGGUCACGCGGCGCAUCCACCGCUUCGCGCGCUUCUUCAUCGCCCAGGCCUUCGCCAGGGGCCUCGGCGGCAAGCUGCAGGUCUUCUCCACCGACUUCAUCGACGGCGACUUCGUCGACGCCUGCGCCGGCGUCACCAAGGCCCGCGUCGACGGCGCCGCGUGA